This is a messenger RNA of Otolemur garnettii (small-eared galago), 2144 nucleotides long. It is a transcript of the gene SPATA1, whose product is annotated as spermatogenesis associated 1. The record is from RefSeq and is a predicted model, not a curated record. NCBI's taxonomy places the organism in Eukaryota, Metazoa, Chordata, Mammalia, Primates, Galagidae. The transcript is spliced from 14 exons. The coding region runs from base 187 to 1530 and encodes 447 amino acids.
UGAAUACUUAAAGGCUCUGGAGUGCCCUCAGGCACUUUAAUCUAUUUGCCUAAAACAGAAAUGAGUGGGAUGGUAUAUUAAGCCAAAAAUAUAGUGUAACUUUUAUUUAAUACUACUUAAAUGAAGAAAGAUUUUUAAAAAACCAAAGUUCCAACUGAUAAUUAUCCUAUUCAGACAUUAGUGAAUAUGUCGCUCAAUCCAAGUCGACCUUCCUCUUCAGAGUUGGUGGAGCUUCAUGUUUUUUAUGUCCCUGAAGGAUCCUGGAACUAUAAAUUAAAUACCAUUUCUAUAGAAGUUGUUAACAAAUUCAUUUCAGCUGGAUUUAUAAGAGUAUCUCCUCAUCUUACUUUGCAAGCCUUGAGGGAACGUCUGGGUGAGUUCCUUGGUGAAGAUGCUGUUGCAGAAAAAUUUUUAUUUCUGAAAUGCAUCGGAAAUAAUUUAGCUGUGGUGAAAGAAAAGCAGGAAUCAGAACUGAAACUCAAGUCAUUUGCUCCUCCAUACGCUCUUCAACCAGAAUUAUAUUUACUUCCUGUAAUGGACCACUUAGGAAAUGUUUAUUCAGCAUCAUCGACCAUUACCUUAGAUGAGCGGCAGAUUAAUAAUGGUGUGACGGAGGCUGACGAAACAGUCCAGAGACCCGUUAGCAUCUCUUUGUCAAGAGAGGAACCUGGAAGAUAUUCUACUUUGUUAGAAAACACUUUGAAAGAGCUUCUUAACAAGACUCAGGAAGAAGCUGAGGAAAAAGCCACUCCAAAAGAAAGCAAGGUUGCAAAAACUCAAAUCGGAAAUUCUGACUUAUCGGGAUCAUUGGAAGAUUCAGAUAAUGAUUACUUUAACUACAGAAAAAGUGAGCUCCCUUGCAAAACUGAAGAAGAUGCAGCCGUCAGCAGAAGACAGGACUAUCAGACAGGUGAAAAAGAGUGUAUCACCCUACCAGAUCUUAUUGAUUUCCCUUCAUUUCCUUGUCAGCCUGUUUCUCCAGGAAAAGCUGAUAUCUGUUUAUUACAGAUGGAAAGAGAGAAGAUUAUCCAACAAAUGAAACAGGUAAAGGAAGAAAGAAGGUAUCUGGAAAGAAUUAGAGAAGAACUCCUUAAAAAAGUCAAAAAACUGUUUGAACAAAACAAAUCAAGGCAAUGUCAAGCCUUUGAUGGUUGGAAGAAAAAAUACUUUCAAACAAAGAAAGUCACAGCAUCAUUGGAGGAGGUUUUGACGAAACUUCGAGAAGAUUUAGAACUCUACUAUAAAAAAUUGCUCAUGCAACUUGAAGCCAGGGAGAUCAAGAUGAGACCCAAGAACUUGGCAAACAUCACAGACUCUAAGAAUUAUUUAAUAAUCCAGAUCACUGAGGUCCAGCAUGCAAUUGACCAACUUAAGAGAAAACUGGAUACCGACAAAAUGAAACUCAUAAUAGAAGUUAAGAUGAGAAAACAAGCAGUUUCAGACUUACGAACACUGAAAGCUGAACUGGCACGGAAGAACAUUAAUCCAUCUCUACCAUCUCAAUUAGUACCUGGAAGUGUGCCUAGCUAAGAGCUCAACAGAUGAUUUUGUUUAUGAUGAAUCAGCCGAAUCAAAAGGUAAUGGCAAUGGAGGAGGAAAGAACCUUCUUUUUUAAAAAGGUCUCACAAAAUAGCUCCAGGGUACGCCUCUAUAUGUAACUGGUUACCAUAUCCUUCAGCAAACUAUAUCCAAGAAACAUUGUUCCCUUGCCUGCAGCUAACAGUGCCAUAAAACAAGGUUCUAUUCAACAAUUAAACACUCUAUGUACUGUCUCAAAUCCUGUCUUUAAGAGGGACAUAUAGUGUUUUCUAAAUAUAUUUGCCCUUAGCACAUGUGUGAAUAUUUUGUGCACAUGGGUGGUGUGAGUAAUAUCAGCAGUUCCCAGGACAGAGUAUUCCUAAAUACUCUUUAGGAAAGACAGAAUUACAAUGUAGCCCAGUUUCACUAAUAUAGAUACAUAAUUUUGAUUCUAAAGGUUAGAACGCUCUACACUAAACUUUUCUGUAUGAUUGAUACGUAGGCAUAUAUAUGUAUGUCAAUCACAAUUUGUUACAUAUAGUACAUUUGCAGUCAUUUUUUUAUAAAUGGUAUCAGAUCAUUAGUCAGAAAUAUAAGCCCUUGCUGGAAUUAACCUACAUCAUAUU